UCCCCCCGCCUCCCCCCGCCGCAGACGGCUGCGAGCCCGGAUGGUUUGCGAGCGGAGUUGAGGGGGCAAACUUUGAAGCCCAGAUGCCUCUGGGGCUGCGCGGCAGAGCGCGGCUGCUCCUGCAGGCACCUGCCGCCGCCCUCCCCCCGGCGCUCUCGCCCUCCGCGGGGGCGGCCGGCCCCGCUGCCCGCCACCGCCGAGGCGGCGGGCGCUGCGGCCGCGGCUGAGGGCGGGCGGGCGGGCGGCGGGCGCGCCCCCAUGCGGGUCCCGGGCUGGGCAGCGCCGGCGGCAGGCGGGAGCCGGGCGGCGGCCGGGCGGUGCUCUCCCGCCGCCUGAGUGGGCGCGGCGCGGGACGGCGGCGCGGGGUGCCGGGAGCCAUGGGCUAUUGCAGCGGCCGCUGCACGCUGGUGGCCGUGUGCGGCGCGCAGCUGCUGAGGAGAGCAGCUUUGGUGUUCACCUGGCAUCCAGCUGGAGUCAACCCAUCACAGUCCUGUAACAUAUGGAAUAAAAUGGUUUCUGUGCUGGAGAGGCAGAUAUUUGACUUCCUUGGUUAUCAGUGGGCACCCAUCCUCGCAAAUUUUAUACACAUCAUUAUAGUCAUACUUGGCUUAUUUGGAACCAUCCAGUACAGACCUCGUUACAUAACAGGAUAUGCUGUCUGGCUGGUCCUUUGGGUUACAUGGAACGUGUUUGUUAUCUGCUUCUAUUUGGAGGCUGGAGACCUUUCAAAGGAAACAGAUCUCAUUCUGACCUUUAACAUCUCAAUGCACCGUUCCUGGUGGAUGGAGAAUGGGCCAGGCUGCACCGUGACCUCAGUAACCCCAGCACCAGACUGGGCACCAGAGGAUCAUCGUUAUAUCACUGUCUCGGGGUGUUUCCUUGAAUACCAGUACAUAGAAGUGGCUCAUAGUUCUCUUCAGAUCUUCCUUGCACUGGCAGGCUUCAUCUAUGCCUGUUAUGUUGUGAAGUGUAUUACUGAAGAAGAGGACAGCUUUGAUUUCAUAGGUGGAUUUGACUCUUACGGCUAUCAAGGUCCACAGAAGACAUCUCAUUUACAGCUGCAGCCCAUGUAUAUGUCAAAGUAAACAUGGGGACUAUUCAAGGUGGGCUAGAGGACUUGUUCAAAAAUCUUUCAGGAUGGCCUCCUGGUUCUUCAAGGAGAAAAGAAUUCCAAUUUUUGUGUUAAAAAUAAUGUAUAAAAGCUGAUUGAACAGUGAGACAGAAAACGACAGAGACCUUCAGCCUCUCUUUCUAACAGGUACUAAAGGAGAUGCCCCUCCUUGAACCUCCUGCCUCUCAGCACCAGAGGGACACAGCAGAGGCAUUGGUGCCACCUUUUGUCCCUUUCUUUCCCUGGCCACCGGCAACAUGGCCCAUCUGGAUUAAGACAUAAACCCAGCCCACUCAGUGCUGUGGAAGCCUCCUCCAAACUCUGGGCCACGUUGAGUCUCCCCAGUCAACACAACACUGAAAUACCAGGAUGACCUUGCAGCAGAAGUCAAUAGACAGCGCAUUGUUUGCCCUGAAGGCUGUACAGUUCAUACUUGCCUUAACCCAACUGCGUUGCACAUUAGAGAAACUACGUGCAAGCUUUCUGAAGUUAACAUGCUGCUGUUAAUUCUGAACGAUUUCUAAGUCAGUGGUUUUCUUCUGUUUGGUUUUGCUUUGUUUUCAUGUCAGGGAAUAAGGCUCUGUUGCUCCAUGGCUCCAGAGCAACCAAGUAGAAAACUGCCAGCUGUCUGAUAAGUGCUUUACCUUCGGGGCUCCACAGUGGUCAAGAAAUAGUUUAUAAUGACUUAAAAGAAAAAUAAAUAAAGAAAUAAAUGAGACCUUUUGGGGGUCAGGAUGGGGAAAGGGGUAACAGAAACUAAUAAUUGAACCUACUGGAAAUAAGCAGCAGAAACAGUGCUUCUUAAUCCCGCUGGUUUUAUUUAUCUCACUGUAGGUGUUUUAUAGCUAUCUCUAAACAUCUUUUACUAACUACAGAGACAUCUGCAGAUUUCUAUGAACAAAGGCCAACUGAAUAUGUACUAGCUAUGUUUACUCUUUUAUAUCUGAUUUCAACUAAAAAUUCUCUGUAAGCGAGCUUUUUUUUCUAAUUGCACCAUAAGAGAUCCACAUAUUUUAUUUCUCAAUUUUGGUUGAAGAGGGCAGGGAGGGACAAGUUGAGUUGAAGAAAUACUGACGACCUUUUUGUGGUAUAUUUGGGGGAUCUGUUGUGUGUUAGAACGUGUAUUUUAUCUUCCUGUAUUAUUGUGGCUGAAAAAAAACCUCUGUGCUGUUACGUAGUUGGCAACAAGAUGCCUUUGGGAAUUUUGCUAGUAGGUCAAUGUGUAUAUGGAAUACUCUGAACUCCUAGGAACAUAUGUUUUAUUCUACAUCUGAUCUGUACUUUCAAGAACGUAGAUGGUUUCACUAGGAAAACCCAAUAUUUUGCUCAGGUUUUUCAGAAACUUGGAUUGUCAUUGUUUCUUUGCUCAGACCUUGCAUAGACAAACGCACGCACUCACCACACCUGAGGUGACCACGUAGCUUUUUGGGGGCAAGAGGGAAGGUCAGUGUUUGGAAAUGCUCGAGGCACCCCUGGGCAACUCCCUUUUCCCUGCUGGCCAAACCCUUGCUCCAGAGGCCUGUGCACUCUCACCACUCACCCAUCCCUGUACAAGCCAGUGCCCUUUGCUGUGUCUGCAUGGAUGUACAGUGUCACAAGCAACAACUCUGGACAAUGACAGAGGAACAGGCAUUCACCAGUGAAAACAAGAUAUGGGACAUGUUCAGGAACUAUACCUACAUUGAUUCAGUGAGAUUUAUAUAGAUAUAGAUAGAUAUAUAUAUAUAUGUAAGUGUGUGAAGGUGUGUGUAUGUCUAUGAAUAUAAAAUACACAGGACUAACUAUAUUUGGGGGCUGCAUCACCUAGGAAGAUUCUGAUGCAGUGGACCAAGGGUUCCCAUCUCAGAUACUGCUGGGAAUUUCAUGCAUGAAACAUGAAUGUCCCCUAGGCCUGAUCCUGCAAAGCAUUCAUUGCUGAUUUGGAUCUCAACUUCAAAUUUUCAUACUCGAGUACCUAAAAAUAUGAGUUCCUACUGGGUAGAGAUGCUUUUCACCCCCUGGAAACCCCAUGCAACUUCCAAGUGACAGGCUGAAAUUUCCCAUAACUUGCAAAACUAAAAAAGUUCCUACUUUUAUGUAGUAUUAAAUAUAGCACAUGUACAGUAUUAAACACAAUGAAGAGGUUUAAAUGGGAUGAAAAUGUCAUAACAGGUUAUUUUAUCUUUCCCUGUAUACCAGUUAAUCAAAAUGAUAUUUCUAUAAAAAUCAUUUUUUAACGUGAAAAGAAACCAGUUUAGGCACCUAAGCAGCAAUCCAAUUUUCAGAAGAUAAUUUUUCAUACCUUUCAGUGAUUUCCCAUGGAACAGCAGCUACUGGUAGUUAGCAAUUUUAGAAGUCAGACAAUUUAAUGAAGUGUCUACAUGUAGCUUAUAGGCCUGAUUUUAAAUUAGAAAAUUUUGGCCUUAAUUUCUCUGUGUCUUAGUCUUCCCAUCCAUAAUACAGGAAUAAUAUAUGCCUCACAGGCUUUCUGUGAGGUCUGAAUUGUUAAUGUUUGUAAAAUGCUUAGGAAAUAGGAAGCACAUUUAACUACUAUGGAUUGCAAUAUAAAUGUGUAUUCAUAUAUUACAUAUAGAGUAGAUACACACACUCACAUACACACAGUAUAUAUAUAUAUAUAUAUAUAUAUAUACACACAUACAUACCUAUAUGAAGUUGGUAUUCAUAACCUUGCUUAAGUUGCAGUUAGAGCACCACCAUAAAAAAAAAUUAGGACUGUUGACUACUCAACUAAAUGAUUAGUGGACAGAUCUCUUCUGGAAGCAGUUUAGAGCACAGUAAUGUGAGAAUAUCUGGAUGGCAUUUUUGAUUUGUACAGCUGUAUCCUCCUCAAAAUCCAGUAAAGAAUGUUAUUUUUCUAGGCUGGGCUUUUGUUAUAAACUAAAAUAUUCAGAAGGCAAGAGAUACAAUCCAAAUGUGUCCUUUUUUUCAUUUCUUUUUGGCAUUUGUUAAUUCUGAAUGUAUUUUUAACAAAAGUGAUUUUUUUGACUUACUAGUGUAAUUUGCAUUAAAAAAAAUAAAUGGAAAAAAUAUAGGUUUCCAAGCUAUUCAUGGCCCCCUGCUGCUAUUCAGAAUUUACAGGAAACUCAGAAUUACUCUUCCUAGCUGAGCAACAAUGCAGGAUAAAGAAUCCUAUUACAUUUACAUGAUGACAAUCCCAAUCUGCACAGUGCAUGGGUGUGACAGCACUGAAUAGAAAUUGCCGGGUCAUGACACCAUUUUAACGCUGUCAUAUGUACCAGGUAUUUUCAUUAUCACUGACACUAAAAGGUUUCUUUCACAAGGCUGACUGCAACAGACUCUUUACUUAGAAUACAGGGCUGGUUUUGCCCGCUCAUCAGCAAUUUUAAGCCCAUGAUAGGUAUAAAGUUGCCAAUAGUGUUAAGUAUUGCAAAAAUAAUACUUGUUAAGCAGGAACUAUGUAACAUGAAUAUUUCCUCUGCAUUCGUAUUCUUUUAUGUGCUAUUUAUUGUCCCUACACUGAAAUGAUGGAAUCCUGUCUUAGGCAAAAUGUUUAUAGAGCACACAUAUAUUGACAGCUUGCCUGAGGUCAUUUAAUAAAGGUGGAGCAGAAUGACA
Motacilla alba alba is the source of this 4687-nucleotide messenger RNA. RefSeq names its product sodium/potassium transporting ATPase interacting 2 (gene NKAIN2). Bases 378 to 1085 code for a protein of 235 amino acids. Gene Ontology annotation, biological process: regulation of sodium ion transport. The transcript is spliced from 8 exons. NCBI's taxonomy places the organism in Eukaryota, Metazoa, Chordata, Aves, Passeriformes, Motacillidae. The record is from RefSeq and is a predicted model, not a curated record.